AGGCAAAAACUGCACUCGUCGGCACAUUCCUGGCCAAAAUUGCAACUUUCAGCGACGAAGUUGACGUCUCGUGUUUGAAGAGUUUUUUGUCGCGAAAUUACUGGCACUUUCGCAAGGUUGUCUAGGUCGGCUAGAACUCGAAAUUGAUCAAUUUCGACCUUGCAUUACCUUUGGCCAAUUAUGCGUCAUGCGAGGGUCAUUAGCCCAUUAAGUGGGAGCUAUAUAUAAAGCAGGCUGGUCCACCCUUUGCAACGAAUCUGUAAAAAUGGGCUUCCAUGUGGGACGACAACUGCUGCUCGCCGGAUUCCUCCUGGUUCUGCUGGAAUUUGCACCGCCCUCGGAGGCCAGGCCACAGGAGGUGAUCACUGUGGUAAAGGAGGAAACGGAGGUGAUUAAGCAGGAGCAGGACGGUGACGACGACGAUGACUCCUCCUCCGAAGAGACAGUGGAGGACUCCGGGGAGAAUCGAAGACGCCGACGCGAGGUGAACACGGACAGCACUCUUUCCGCCCGAGCGGGUAUCCCAGGCGAGCAAAUAGUUCCCAUUCUCGUCGACGCAGUUCUGCCGAGCGCGGUGGCCGAUCGCCUGUCCAGAUCCGCAGAAUCCGACCAGGAGGGAACCACCACCACCGAGAAGACCGAAUAGAUCCGAUCAGACUUGGCUUGACUUCGAUACCAAUGACAUGGAUGGCUACUGAUGUCUUAAAUUAUACUUUUAUUUUUCUUUCAUACGCUGUUUUAAAGCAGAAUUUUCACGAUACGAACCCAAGCACAGCAAACCAUAAAA
Drosophila ananassae is the source of this 787-nucleotide messenger RNA. RefSeq names its product antennal-specific protein OS-C (gene Os-C). The record is from RefSeq and is a predicted model, not a curated record. The transcript has 3 exons. The coding region runs from base 266 to 646 and encodes 126 amino acids. Lineage: Eukaryota; Metazoa; Arthropoda; Insecta; Diptera; Drosophilidae.